Molecule: messenger RNA, 515 nt
Organism: Coregonus sp. 'balchen'
Lineage: Eukaryota; Metazoa; Chordata; Actinopteri; Salmoniformes; Salmonidae
Source: the annotation of a GenBank genome assembly
AUGUUCCUUGGUUGUGCUUCCACAGGAGGUGGUCCUAUCCAGUUGUGGCAGUUUCUGUUGGAGCUCCUGAACGACACCUCCUGUCAAUCAGUCAUCAGCUGGACCGGAGACGGCUGGGAAUUCAAAUUCACCGAUCCUGAUAAGGUGAGAACGUCCCAUCCACUGAGAUAACCAGGGAGGACCCUCUCAGGAACGUCUAAAAUGAUACAAUGCAACACUUGAUUUGAUCAUCACUUCAUUCUUUAUCCAGCUACUAAUUCACAUUGACAAGACCUGAUGGAAGAGACAAAUAAGUUAAAAUGUUUUCCUGAUAUUGCCAUAGGAGACUGGGGAUGGGGUGGAACAAGAUUAUUUGACCCUCUCCCUCUCCCCUUCUCUUCUCCUCUUCACUCCUCCCUCUCUCCUCUCCCCCUCACUCCUCCCUCUCUCCUGUCCUCCAGGAGGCUAGGCGCUGGGGCCGGAGGAAGAACAAGCCUAAGAUUAACUAUGAGAAGCUGAGCCGAGGCCUGCGCUAA